Molecule: messenger RNA, 1107 nt
Organism: Formica exsecta
Lineage: Eukaryota; Metazoa; Arthropoda; Insecta; Hymenoptera; Formicidae
Exons: 2
Coding region: 1-1107 (368 amino acids)
Source: RefSeq, a predicted model, not a curated record
AUGAUUGACAUCUUGAAUAUCGGAGGCGAGCCGAUCUUUGAUGAUCGUAUCGUCAAGAUUGAGACUCAUACGUACAAUCCAUACGCCAACACAACGCUUGGAUACAGCGACGAGAUACUGAUACCGAUACAACAUCAAGAUUUGUACACGUUACCAUGUGAAAGUUUUCUAUACGUCGAGGGAAAGUUGAGGGUGCGUAAAGUAGCUGAAGGGGGAAGAGUGGUAUUGGGCAACAAUUGUGUCGCGUUUAUGUUUGAUGAACUUCGAUAUGAACUCGACGGUGUGGAGAUUGACCGCAACAGAAACGUUGGAAUAACUUCCACGAUUAAAAACUAUGUCUCUCUAACAACCGAGAAAGGUAAAAUCUUAGAGGAUGCUGCGUGGAAUAUGUCGCAUAAUGCUGAAGCUUACUUCAAUUUUUGUGUGCCGCUAAACAUACUAUUAGGUUUUUGCGAAGAUUAUAAGCGAGUUGUGAUCAACGCUCGUCACGAAUUAAUUCUGAUACGUUCGCGCAACGACAACAAUUGCAUAUUUGGACAUGCUUCGGCUGAAGCUGAUAUCGAAUUAUUCAAGAUACAAUGGCGUAUGCCACAUGAAUUUUCUCUAUUGCAUAAUACGACCAAGCAUUCGUGGACCGUGAAAGCCGCCUCUCAGCUGGAGAAGCCGCGAUACGUGAUCUUUGCGCUGCAGACUGGCAGAAAAAAUGCUGUGUCAAAAGAUAUUACUACAUUCGACGACUGCAAAUUGACCAACGUUAAACUCUAUCUAAACUCGGAAUUUUAUCCCUACGAUGAUUUGAAUUUAGAUUUCGAUAAAAAUAGAUUCGCCCUCUUAUUCGAUAUGUACUCUCGUUUUCGCGAAUCUUAUUACGGAUGUGAUAAUGAUGAUGUGCUAUUAAACAUUUCAAAAUUUCUACAUUGCGGUCCUCUCGCGGUUAUCGAUUGCUCGCGACAAAACGAGUCUGUCAAAAAUUCCACCGUGGACGUAAGAUUAGAGUUUGAGUGCAAGGAUGAUAUACCGGCAAACACUACCGCCAAUUGCCUCAUCUUGCAUGAUCGCGUUGUCGAAUAUUGCCCAUUGACCAACGUAGUUCGUAAAAUUACCUAA